UGGCGGCCAGCCCUGAUGUCCGCACUGAACACGCGGGAGGCUCCUGGAUACAUCAAUGCUGUGUUUGUGAAUUCCAACAGUAAGGAAGACAUCCUGAUCGCCACCCAACUACCCAUGAGGCAGACGCUGGUCGAUUUCUGGGCGCUGGUCUGGGAUUAUAAAUGUACAGUGAUGGUGAUGAUGCAGAGAGCUCAGGACCUGCAUGAGAACGGUUGCUGUUUCUUCCCACAUAAAGGAGAGGCCAGUUACGGGAUGUACAAGGUCAGGAUGACCUCAAGGACUUCUAGGAAUGGAUUUACAGGCUUUAAGUUCAGCUUGAGGAAGGCCAAAGAGACCUAUGACAACAUCCUGAAGGUGAAGCUGUGGUGCUUGGACUCCUGGCCCUUGGACAAACCUCUCCCGAAGAAUCCAUCAGGCUUCAUCAGCCUACUUGGAGAGGUGGAGAAGCACCAGUUGACU
Messenger RNA from Staurois parvus, 459 nucleotides. The record is from the annotation of a GenBank genome assembly. Lineage: Eukaryota; Metazoa; Chordata; Amphibia; Anura; Ranidae.